Eufriesea mexicana is the source of this 1243-nucleotide messenger RNA. RefSeq names its product Vacuolar protein sorting-associated protein YL-1 (gene YL-1). The transcript has 6 exons. Bases 53 to 1243 code for a protein of 396 amino acids. NCBI's taxonomy places the organism in Eukaryota, Metazoa, Arthropoda, Insecta, Hymenoptera, Apidae. Gene Ontology annotation, cellular component: nucleus. The record is from RefSeq and is a predicted model, not a curated record.
UUUAAAAAUUAUAAAUAAUUACGGAAAAGAUAACUUGAAUAGUUAUACGAAAAUGGCACUAAGUAGAGAACGUCGUACAAAUGCUGGAAGUAAGAUGGCAAAAUUACUGAACGAAGAAGAGGAGGAUGACUUUUAUAAAACAACUUAUGGAGGUUUUGAAGAAGUGGAACAAGAUCAUGACUACAUGGAGGAGGAUGAAGCAGAAGAUGAAGUAGAUUCAGAUUUUAGUAUAGAUGAAAAUGAUGAGCCUAUUUCUGAUACUGAACAAGAAGGUCCUAAGAAGAAACGUAGACUAGUUACAAAAGCUUACAAGGAGCCCAAGAUUCAAUCACAAGUACCAUCCAAAGAGAAAAAAGUGAGGCAACCAAGACAAAGAAUUUUUAUUGAGAGCACAGAGAGAAAAUCUAUACGUCGUUCUACUGCUGCAAAAUCAGCAGCAACACAAAAAAGAUUAAGUGAAAGAAAUGAACAUCAAAAAAGGAAAACAAGAGUUAUAAGGCAUGAUACAUGGAAACCUACGCAAGAGGAAUUAUUGGAGGAAGCAUUACAAACUGAACAGAUCAAUAUGAAAUCAUUAGAAAAAUAUCAAAAAUUAGAAAAUGAAAAGAAAAAUACCAGGACAGUAAGAAAAGCACAAAUUGGGCCUAUGAUUAGGUAUCAAUCAUUAGCAAUGCCUCUUAUGAUACUCUCUGAGGUAAAUUAUGAUAAAGAAGAAGAUAAAAUUAAUAUCGAAGGAGAUGAUGAGAAAAAUGCAAAUUCAGAAAAUAAACAUCCAAAUGGAACAAUAGAUGAAAGUAAUGCAACUAUAAAGUCAGAAAACGGUACAAAAGUUGUUAACAAAAAAGAAUCUACCCAAAGUUUCAAUAAAAGUAAAUAUUACUAUGAGCAGACAAAGGGAUAUUAUGAGAGGACAUUCAUUACUUUUGAAAAUGAUCAGCUUUUCUCAGAAGCUUUCAAAAGACCUACAACACAGAGAUCACCAAUAAAACCUUUAUGUGCAAUCACAAGGCUUCCUGCAAAAUAUUUGGAUCCCAUGACUCAAUUACCCUAUAAAAAUGUACAGACUUUUCGACUAUUACGUGAAGCAUAUUAUCAACAAUUGGAAGCACGAACGGAUAUUAAUGAUACGUCACAAAGCCCAGAUUUAUUAAGAUGGCUUGAAUGGAGACAAAAAAAUCAUGAUGGUCUAGCUCAGAGAAACACAGUACGUCUUGAACCAGCUUCUGCAACCAUGUCGACAUAG